Dipodomys spectabilis (banner-tailed kangaroo rat) is the source of this 5189-nucleotide messenger RNA. It is a transcript of the gene Btrc, whose product is annotated as beta-transducin repeat containing E3 ubiquitin protein ligase. The transcript is spliced from 15 exons. The record is from RefSeq and is a predicted model, not a curated record. Lineage: Eukaryota; Metazoa; Chordata; Mammalia; Rodentia; Heteromyidae. Gene Ontology annotation, molecular function: protein dimerization activity. Bases 93 to 1859 code for a protein of 588 amino acids.
AAGAGGAGGCGGGAUUCGGGUUCUGCGUUGGCUGCGGCCUGGCACCAAAGGGGCGGCCCCGGCAGAGAGCGGACCCAGUGGCUUCGGCGAUUAUGGACCCAGCAGAGGCGGUACUGCAGGAGAAAGCGCUCAAGUUUAUGCCUGACCCCUGGUGCCACACCCAGAUGCCGAGGGGGCUCAAAGGCAGGGAGAGCAAGAAUUCCUCAGAGAGAGAAGAUUGUAAUAAUGGCGAACCCCCUAGGAAGAUAAUACCAGAGAAGAAUUCACUUAGACAGACUUACAACAGCUGUGCCAGACUCUGCAUAAACCAGGAAACAGUAUGCCUAGCAAGCACUGCUAUGAAGACUGAAAAUUGUGUGGCCAAAACAAAACUUGCCAAUGGCACUUCCAGCAUGAUUGUGCCCAAGCAGCGGAAACUCUCAGCAAGCUAUGAGAAGGAAAAGGAACUGUGUGUCAAAUAUUUUGAGCAGUGGUCAGAGUCUGAUCAAGUGGAAUUUGUGGAACAUCUUAUAUCCCAAAUGUGUCAUUACCAACAUGGGCACAUCAACUCAUACCUUAAACCUAUGUUGCAGAGGGACUUCAUAACUGCUCUGCCAGCUCGAGGUUUGGAUCAUAUUGCUGAGAACAUUCUGUCAUACUUGGAUGCCAAAUCACUAUGUGCUGCUGAACUUGUAUGUAAAGAAUGGUACCGAGUGACAUCAGAUGGCAUGUUAUGGAAGAAGCUCAUUGAAAGAAUGGUCAGGACAGAUUCUCUGUGGAAAGGCCUGGCAGAACGAAGAGGGUGGGGACAGUAUUUAUUCAAAAACAAACCCCCUGAUGGGAACGCUCCUCCCAACUCUUUUUACAGAGCACUUUAUCCUAAAAUUAUACAAGAUAUUGAGACAAUAGAAUCUAAUUGGAGAUGUGGAAGACACAGUUUACAGAGAAUCCAUUGCCGAAGUGAAACGAGCAAAGGAGUUUACUGUUUACAGUAUGAUGACCAGAAAAUAGUAAGCGGCCUUCGGGACAACACAAUCAAGAUCUGGGAUAAAAGCACAUUGGAAUGCAAGCGAAUUCUCACAGGCCACACAGGUUCUGUCCUGUGUCUCCAGUAUGAUGAGAGAGUGAUCAUAACUGGAUCAUCGGAUUCCACAGUCAGAGUAUGGGAUGUAAAUACAGGUGAAAUGCUUAACACGUUGAUUCACCAUUGUGAAGCAGUUCUGCACUUGCGUUUCAAUAAUGGUAUGAUGGUGACCUGCUCCAAAGAUCGUUCUAUUGCGGUUUGGGAUAUGGCCUCCCCAACUGACAUCACCCUCCGAAGGGUACUGGUUGGACACCGAGCUGCUGUCAACGUUGUAGACUUUGAUGACAAGUAUAUUGUUUCUGCAUCUGGGGAUAGAACUAUAAAGGUAUGGAACACAAGUACAUGUGAAUUUGUAAGGACCCUAAAUGGACACAAACGAGGCAUUGCCUGUUUGCAGUACAGAGAUAGGCUGGUGGUGAGUGGUUCCUCUGACAACACUAUCAGAUUAUGGGAUAUAGAAUGUGGUGCUUGUUUACGGGUGUUGGAAGGCCAUGAAGAAUUGGUGCGUUGUAUUCGAUUUGAUAACAAAAGAAUAGUCAGUGGCGCCUAUGAUGGAAAAAUUAAAGUCUGGGAUCUUAUGGCUGCUUUGGACCCCCGUGCUCCUGCAGGGACUCUCUGUCUACGGACCCUUGUGGAGCAUUCAGGAAGAGUUUUCCGACUACAGUUUGAUGAAUUCCAGAUUGUCAGUAGUUCUCAUGAUGACACAAUCCUCAUCUGGGACUUUCUGAAUGACCCAGCUACCCAAGCUGAACCUCCCCGCUCCCCAUCUCGAACAUACACCUACAUCUCCAGAUAAAUAACCAAACACUGACCUCAUACUUGUCCAGGACUCAUUAAAACUUGCAGUAUUUAACAUAUCUGCCAAGACCAGGAUGAGCAACAACAGCAACAAACAAACUCCUACCCGGUUUCCCCGGACCAGCGAGGAGCAGGGCUUUGAGACUCCUGUUGGGACCCAGUUGGUCUGCAGCAGAUCAGGAUGGUCUGCUCAGCAUAGCCGACUGCUUCAGUGCUGCUAUCAGAAGAUGUCUUCUAUCUUGAGUGAAUGAUUGGAACUUUUAACCCUCCCCUCUUCUCUCCUCCUCCUUCCCCUUUGCACCUGUUUCUCCCUCACUGAGUUCCAGACAAAAGAUGACUUAUAAAUAUAUUUAGUGUUUUGCCAGAAUCUCUCUUGCUUUACCAUUAAGCAGAAGAACUACUUUCCCCAUAUGGCCCACUUCCAGGGGACUGGGGAGAGCAGCAGCUUCCAGGCAAAUAGCCCGUGAUUCCCCCUUCCCCCCCAUUAACUACAGGAGUGACUGGCAACUGGCCAGAGCAGCUCAGGCCACUUUGUGGGGCUCCCUGUACCACCCUGGGGAGAAAGGGAGAAAGAGAGGGAAAAGGAAAGCACAUACUGGAAGACCUAGCCUGCUGCCUCCCUCAACUGUUUCUGUCCUUCCCUGUUCCCCUCAACCCUACAUCAACCUGGGAAGCUGUGAAGAGAGUGUCCUUCAGCUUGCAUGAGGUGGAUCUGCUAUAAAAAGUGACACUUGGAAGAGUCAAGUGUGUUCAGUCAUGAUUUCAAGCCCAGGUUUUUGUUGUAAGUGACUCUGUGGCAGCAGUGGAUUUGCAGACAUGACACUCUCAUCAUAUCUGCCAGUCUUCCCUUGCCCUUCUUCCUCCUGCCUAGGGGGAUGGGGGAAGGGGACAGAAAUGGCCUGGGCAUCUCCUCCGGACUCAGCAGUCUCCUUGAUUCCAUGUAGAGUGUGGAAGGGAGCUGCUGAUUGCAUUUCCUCUCAUUAACAAUUAGAUGUGUAAUAAAAAGCAUUGUGCUUCAUCUUCAAUCACUGGCAAGGCUUGGCCUACAGAAAGGCUUGAAAUAGCCAGAGCCCGUGGCUCAGUGCAUUCUUAUCGUGGCUCUUAUCUCCAUGUCCUCAUCUGAGCCGGUAAGAGCCCAGACCUCAAGUGGAAUAGCUUAACAAAUGGUUGGGAAAGCAAGCUGAUUCUUUUUCGUCUAGGUCAGUAAAUGUCAUCUCUUAGAAGUCAGUCUAACCAUCCCAGCAUUGUAUUGCAGAACCUUCCUUCUGCUUCUCCCAAACUCAGUAUUUGCAAAAAGGCAAAGCUACCAGAGAGAGUACCAGGGUGAAGUUUGGCACACAGGGUUUACUAAUAGGGCAGACACUGCCUUCUCUUUCCUUUUCUUCUUCCUCCUGGCCUUAUUUUUACUUUCCACUUUCCCCAACCAAUAAAAUUUCAUUGACAAUUGGCAAACAAUGUAAGCAAAUGGACCUGCCCAAGAGCCAGGCUGCCCUGGCCACUUGGAAGGUAGCUGUGUGGGCUUUCUCGCCAGCGGGCUCCAGGUGCAAGGGCAUACGUGCCACACCAGCCUGGAGCACUGUGACUGCAUACGCAGCUUGUCUCCCUGGGCAUAAGUGGGCCUGCCGAGCAGUGACUGGGCACACCCUCAAAUUCUGAGGCUGCAGUGCAGUCUCCCAGGUCCUUUGGUAGCUGAGCUGUCAGACCCAUUGUUCUCUUAAUCUACACAGCUGAGUUUAAGAAAGCUACUUUUUAGCCAGUUGCUAUAAAACAGAAGAAUGGGAGCCUGUUAAAAGUAGCCUACAGCCAGAGACCACCUUUUUAGUUCAUCUGAGGGGAGAGCAAGGCAUCACUGGUCUGCAAGGUGUUCCCUUCAUAAAAUACAUCUAGGCCAUGUUGCAUAUUGAGGGUCAGUUUUCCUUCCCUGCUUUAUGAGUACUUGUAUGCUUUUAGUCUCAAGUUACAUUUAGAAAAUAUUUCCCAGUGUAAUGAUACACUGUUGCCUGGGAAGUAUUUUCUCAGUAUAAUUCCCUUUCUGACUUUCCCACUACCCAAAUGCUACAGAGAAUUGUUUUCUACUUAGCCACUAUCAGGCUUCCUUGUUUCUUGUGUUGACUAUUAAUAGCUCUUUGAUUGGUUAAGGACUCUGCAGCAGAUAUCAGCCCUAAAAAACAUAUAGGUCAGACAUGAAAAGGCAUGGGUUUCAAGCUGUUUCAAAUACUGUCUGAUAGCCAUAACUAGUAGCCCUUCUGUUAUAUGCUGCUAUUCUAAAGUGGGAGCAGGGCUAGGGAUACAGCUCAAUAGUAGAACACUUACCUGGCUGUGUGACGCCCUAAUUCAGUCCCUAGCGUUGCAAAAAAUUACAAUAAAGUGGGAGCUGUUGAAUAUUCACUGGUGCCCAGGAUUUUGCUCUCCCAUCUAGGCUCAGCUCAAAGUAUACUAUCCCUAAGCCAGUGGUGAAGCUCAUCCAGCCCACUGGACGAGCUCAGGGAUGGACCCUGCAGAUAGGGAGCCAGUAGCUUCGCUGAGAUUGCUCUCCCAAGUUGUCCCUCUGUUUCUGCUGGAAAUGGGAAUGAAGUUAAGUGGUCUGAAAAACUUGAAUCGUUCGCAUUUCUCAGCUCUGGGGGUCAUUUACCAGUUGAUUGUAGAAGAAAUAAUCAGGUAAGUAGAAGUUCAUUUCCAAAGAAGGUAAACCGCACUUACCAUCUCUGCAUGAUUUCAGUGGGAAUUGAUUAUCACGAAUCCCCAACUGGGCUAGAAUAAAUGUAAAGUUUGACCUUUUUAAAAAGAAGAAACAAAGUCUCAAUGCAUUUAAAGGAAUGUUAGAAAAGGAGCUGAAGUGUCUGUUGGCUCUGAAAUGAAGCGUCCUCUUAUGAGAUGAGUCUCUUCUCACUAAAGUCCACUUUUCAAUGUAGGGCCUGAGAGACACCUUUCCCAAGAUGGGCUGAAAACCCUUUAAGCAGGUGUGGCAUGUGUACACAUGGCUGCACCUGCUGGCACAUGUGUGACCUCUCAGUUCACACUAAACUGCUUGCACAAGACCAGCAUGCCUUGCGCCUGUGUGCAUGUCACUGCUGAAAGCAUCCUUUUACUCUCUUAAGUGCAGUUUGAAAGUAGAUGUGAAUUAUGGAUGGGGGAGGCCUUUUAACACUUACUCCUUGACUAAGUUGUUUCUGAUUUGUCCUAACUAUGGAGACAUAACUCUUGACAAGUAAUAAAGUCUGGCCCUCAACUUGUUUCUGAACUGGAAAAGUCACUGAGACUCCUAGAUCAUUCAAAAAAAAAAAAAGUGUGUGUGUGUGUGUGUGUGUGUGUGUGUGUGUGUGUGUGU